GGUUUGUUUUUUUUUACCAUGAGCGAUGACGUGUAGAAAACACGUCGAAGACCUGCUCAGGGUUAAGCUACUUUAUUACAAGGAUGAAAACAACAAGAGGAUUUAAACGUCCAUCUGUCAGCCGCUAAACUAGCUGCUUAAAACUAGCUAGCUGAGACUCAUAAAUAUCGGCCUAGCAUGAAGGACUUUAAGAGCUCAUUUGGCUAAGAACAAAGACCUGCUGGAUAAACUGAAACAGUUGUAUCUGUGGCCUGCUUGUAGGACAAGAAGGGGAAAAAACGAAGCCAUUUCGGAAAUGCUCUUAAACUCCAUUCAUUUUUGUUUCCGGUAAAACAAAGAGGGGCCCGAUGGGUUGCAAAACAGAGCUAAAAUGCAAUUGGACUCACGUGGGCGCCGUGACUUACACACUCGCCCUGGUGGAAACACACGCAGGCGAGGGAGCCGUGUGUGUUCAUACAACCCUCUGAAGGGCUCCGGACAUUGCCGUCUUCAUAUGGAUACUGAAAUACUCAAGCGUUCACAAUAUUUCUACAGAAGAGACAAGUUUUUUUUCCCCUGGCACGAGUUAAGUUCAGAAGUAUGAGCUGUCAUUUAGGCCAGAAGACCACAAGAGCUCCGUUUUUGUUCUCCAUUUUCAUAAUUACGGUCUUUUAUUAGACGGACCAUCCCAGCGGGCACCGGGGCUCCUGCAGAGACUGUGCUCCGUGUUUUCUCCCCAAUGCCUGCGGGUCUCAGUGUGGGUGGGGCUCUUGGAGACCCCUCCCCUUCCCGCCGCUUUCGUCCCAGUCGCUAUGUGCCUGUAUCUGCAGCGACAAUCUUCCUCGUUGGGGCUACGACACUUUUCCUGUGCUUCACUUGUCCUUGGCUGGCAGAACGUUUCUCUUCUUCCAUUCCUGUCUAUAACGUCGUGGUCUUCCUCUUCACCCUGGCCAACUUUUGCAUGGCUACAUUUAUGGACCCAGGCAUCUUUCCCAGAGCGGAGGAAGAUGAAGACAAGGAAGAUGAUUUCCGGGCUCCUCUUUAUAAGACGGUGGAGGUAAGGAACAUUCAGGUGCGCAUGAAAUGGUGUUCCACGUGCCGCUUCUACAGACCUCCUCGAUGCUCUCAUUGCUCCGUGUGCGACAACUGUGUCGAGGAGUUUGACCAUCACUGUCCUUGGGUCAAUAACUGCAUCGGGAGGCGGAACUACCGUUAUUUCUUCUUGUUCCUUUUAUCUCUCACUACACACAUAAUGGGAGUGUUUGGAUGCAGCCUGCUGUACAUCCUCUAUCACACCGAACAACUGAAUGAAGUGCACUCUGGAGUUACUAUGGCAGUGAUGUGUAUCGCAGGCCUGUUUUUCGUCCCAGUAGCAGGACUCACUGGCUUCCAUAUUGUGCUGGUAGCCAGAGGAAGAACGACAAACGAACAGGUUACAGGGAAGUUCAGAGGGGGCGUCAACCCAUUCACACAUGGAUGUUGUAAAAACGUGUCUCAUGUACUCUGUAGCUCUCAGGCUCCAAGGUACAUAGGGAGGUUGAAGCAGACCCAGUCCCUUCAGGUUCAGCCUCCGUUUCUGCGGCCUCAACUUUCUGAAGCACAGCUUGCGGCAAAAGCCCUGGACAACGGGAUCCAGCAGUCUAAGAGCAGUCUGGAGGCCAUGGAAAGUCAGUCUACAGACAUUGAGCCGCCCCCACCUCCUAAACCGGAGCACAGAUACCAAGGGCUGCCUCACACACAUAAUGAAGAGAGCAGUCUCCUCAGUGAAGCACCACCCACACCGGCAUUAUAUAAAUAUCGGCCGUCCUACAGCAGUCCAGGAAAAAACCACACACAUUCCACACACAAGAUGAAUCGGGGGGACAGUGUGACAGAGUCGCCCUCCGUCCCCCUGUCAACUGGGCACGCCAGCUAUCGUUCAGAGCCUAGUCUUUCGGGCCGGGGAAUUUCUGGGUGGCGACCAGGAGGGGGAGGGGAGGGAGGCAGAGCAGGCUCGGGGGGACUGGGUGGGCCGUCUGCUCUCGGAGGGCGGUCUUAUCCUUCCUUCACUGACACGCUCCUACACUCAGCGGUGGCCUCGUGCUCCUCCAGUAUCCGCUCUGCUCAGACAAACCACAAUGCACUUGGGCCACUGCUGUCUGAGGGCACAACCUCUACUAGCUAUAAAAGUUUGGCUAAUCAGACACGGAACGGCAGCCUGUCUUAUGACAGUUUGCUGACGCCUUCGGAGAGUCCGGAGUUUGAAUCAGCUGCUCCUGAGCUGUCCCCGCCCAGGCCGGCACCCCCACGCUCCCUCGGUUCUACUCCUGGGGCUCCACCCAUCAUGGGUUACACCUCACCGUUCUUGUCUGCUCAACAGAGAGAGGGCUCUCUCCAGGCCUGCCCUGCCCCCCUAAGACCCUCCCCCAACAGACCUUUCCUGCGCCCCACAAGCCCACCCCCUUCCCGAGCUCCACCCCUGUCUCCUCGCGCUCGCUCUUUGGGUUCACCGCCUCCUGGCCCCACCACAGGAAGCAUUCCUAUGGGCAAAUCGUUUUCCUACGCAAGUGGAGCGGAGUUACGGCAAUGCCCAUAUAACACAGGGGGUGGUACUUCCACGUCAAACUCUAGGCAGAGACUGACCAAUCACAGCACCCAUGCACACAAACCUGGUGGCGGUGUGAAGAAAGUGAGCGGUGUUGGAGGAACAACUUAUGAGAUUUCAGUAUGAUUUCUUUUUUUGAACGACGCAGAGGAUUUACUCGUGUCUUCUGCCAACAAGAUGACCAGAGAGCAGAUCAUCUAUGUAAGCCAAAAAAACAAUCAAAGUACAAAGACACAAAGAAAAAAGAAAGAAAGAAAACCUGGAUCCAACUUUGGAGGAAGAACGCUAAAAUGUGGAUUAGUGAAUAAAAAGCCUAAUCUCCAUAUCAUGGUUUAUGAAUCUCCAUUAUUAUUAUUAUUAUUAUUAUUAUUAGUAUUUUUUACAUAUUUAAAGAAUUGUUUAUGAUCCACGAAGGCUGUUCCAUCCAGACUGGAGCUGCCGAACUUGCUGUAUGAACAAUUGGUUAUAGACUCCAAUGUAAAUCUUUUGUUUUGUUUUCUCUGCAUACUCUGGGCUUUCAUUUUACUUGUAAUUUUUAUGUUUCUUUUUCUUAUUAUUAUUUUAUACCGGUACUGAUACAGUAUAGCGUAAGAUUUAUUGAUUAUGUUUGAUAGGAAUGUCAAUAAUAGUAGCACAUAGGUUGUGCUUUUUUCUGUUAGUUUGUUUGUUUGAAUUUUGCUGUUGAAUAUAGUAGACGGCUGCAUCAGCCAGUCAGAACCCGAGCUGGAGUUCACAGCCAAAGAGACAAGUGUAGUCAGGGACCUGCUUUUGACAGACAGCACACUUGGCAAAUAAGAAUGUAACAUUUGAAUCAUUACAGCACAAAUGUUUUGUGAUGGAAACAUCUGGGUACUGUACGUAUUUGUGCAAGUUAAGGGUUCCUUUGGGUUCUUUGUUAUUUGUCUAUUAAUCUGGAAGGAGCCAUUUCAAACGUUGGCCAGAGGAGAGUGCUCUGGUCUCGUGAAAGUACAUGCUGGAUGUGCAGUAUGCCACUGAGACGGGGGAACUGUACCAUAUCGGGGUUUUUUUUUUAUUUUUAUUUUUAUAGGCAGUGGUUAAGGUUCAGAGCUGGAUUAUAAAAUGUAUUCUGACCAUCGCUUUGAGUUUUGAAUUAGUGCGUGUGUGUGUGUGUGUGUGUGUGUGUGUGAGAGAGAGAGAGUGAGAAAAUUGCAGAGAAACAAUUAUUGAUGUCUCAAUCUAUUCUACUAGAGCACAUUCCAGCGUCGAACCUCUUCAGAGACUCUGCUAAUUGUAGUGUGUGUGUGUGUGUGUGUGUGAGAGAGAGUAAGUAAGUGAAAAGUAAGCUUCACAUUUAGCUUUGAAGUCAGAGGACCAGUGCCCGGUCAGUAUAACAUUAAAGCGGUUAUGCAGUGACACACGUAUUUUUACUGAUAACCUUUUGUCAUUUCCACCAUGGUCUUAUAAAGCCUUUUUUUAACUGUAAUUUACCUGCACGCAUUAACAGGACAAAAGGAUUAGGUUCAAUCAAAGGGUGGAGGUUUUUUUCUACCUGUCUGUAUUCUUUUAAUUCAGGUGACACUGGGUCACAUGAGCCAACACAUUUCCAACAAAACAAUAAAUAAGAUUGCAACACUGAAACAA
Messenger RNA from Tachysurus vachellii, 4165 nucleotides. RefSeq names its product zinc finger DHHC-type palmitoyltransferase 5b (gene zdhhc5b). The transcript is spliced from 13 exons. The coding region runs from base 719 to 2689 and encodes 656 amino acids. NCBI's taxonomy places the organism in Eukaryota, Metazoa, Chordata, Actinopteri, Siluriformes, Bagridae. The record is from RefSeq and is a predicted model, not a curated record. Gene Ontology annotation, biological process: protein palmitoylation. Gene Ontology annotation, molecular function: palmitoyltransferase activity.